AAACAGAUGGUACAGUACAAAUAGAACAGAGAGGACAGAGAGGCUCAGUGGAUUUCUUGAACACCCAGAGCCCAGAACACAAUGGCUACAGGUAUCAACAUUAUAUUUUGCGUUGGACUUGCUGUUGUACUAACAGGUGUGGGAAAGUCUGCCUUGAUUGGGAAGAGCCACAGCGGAGGGAAGGACGAUCCUGUGCUGCAGUAUGUUGUUAACAACUCACUGAGGGAGCACCCGGUCCUCACCAAACUCAGACUGAGAACCCUUGAAGACCAAUGGAGCAUCAUGAUGGUUGCCAGUGAACAAGCCCAGCUUAUGGCGAAUCUCAUAAGACUGAUAAAUGCAACUAAAGCUAUUGAAAUAGGGAUGUACACAGGGUACAACACACUAAGUAUGGCUUUGGCCAUGCAGGAAAAUGCAAGUGUGGUAGCUUGUGAAAUAGAAGGGACCUAUGUCGAAAUUGCCAAACCGUUUUUUAAAGAGGCUGGAGUUGAAAAUAAGAUAGAUGUACGCCAGCAAAUAGCCAUAAAGACUCUGAAUGACCUGAUAGCAGCCGGGGAAGCUGGAACAUAUGACUUUGUGUUCAUCGAUGCUGAUAAAUUCAACUAUGACAGAUAUUACGAGAAAUCCCUCGAGCUCAUACGAACAGGGGGCAUCAUCGCCAUUGACAAUGUGCUGUGGAGUGGAAAGGUGUUGAAUCCUGCUCCCAGUGACCUCACCUCCCAGGUUCUGGACGCUCUCAAUAAGAAGCUGCACAAGGACGAGAGGAUUGAUCUGAGCAUGCUCACUGUGGGCGAUGGGCUAACCAUUGCCAUUAAACGCUAAAAUACCUCUAAAAGUUUGUCUUAAUGCUGCUUUUGUUUUGAUAUAAAAUAAAAAUGUGGAGUACAUUGCCUUCUGUCAGAUAUAACAGUCACCCAGAAGAUUAAAGAU
Centropristis striata (black sea bass) is the source of this 930-nucleotide messenger RNA. RefSeq names its product catechol-O-methyltransferase domain containing 1 (gene comtd1a). Gene Ontology annotation, molecular function: O-methyltransferase activity; S-adenosylmethionine-dependent methyltransferase activity. The coding region runs from base 82 to 822 and encodes 246 amino acids. NCBI's taxonomy places the organism in Eukaryota, Metazoa, Chordata, Actinopteri, Perciformes, Serranidae. The transcript is spliced from 7 exons. The record is from RefSeq and is a predicted model, not a curated record.